Tarenaya hassleriana is the source of this 1942-nucleotide messenger RNA. RefSeq names its product vacuolar cation/proton exchanger 4. NCBI's taxonomy places the organism in Eukaryota, Viridiplantae, Streptophyta, Magnoliopsida, Brassicales, Cleomaceae. Gene Ontology annotation, biological process: calcium ion transmembrane transport; intracellular calcium ion homeostasis. The transcript is spliced from 12 exons. Gene Ontology annotation, cellular component: plant-type vacuole membrane. Bases 206 to 1633 code for a protein of 475 amino acids. Gene Ontology annotation, molecular function: calcium:proton antiporter activity. The record is from RefSeq and is a predicted model, not a curated record.
AGUGAGUGGGAUGCUCAAUUAAAACUAAGAUUAAAUAGAUUUAACGUUGCAAUAUUACAUCCACAUAUAAGUGACACGUUCGCAUCCUACGUCACACGUGUGUAUGUAUUUGUACGUUCGUACCCUGUUGCGUCCGUAUAUGUACGUGUAUGUAUAAAUUCAAAUUUCAACGACUUCUUUUUUUCUCCCCUACGCAGUAGAAGAGAUGGCUUCCAUCAGUACGGAAUCGCCGGCGAAUCUAAAUCUUCUAGAGAACGGCGGUGGAUGCUGCAACUGCGGCGGAGACGGCGUAGGGAGACGGAGGAAGGAUACGGCGGCGAUAUCGAGACACGGCCGUUCGGCGCACAAUCUGUCGUCGUCCUCGUUGAGGAAGAGAUCGGAUCUGAAGCUGAUCUCGCGAGUCCCAUGCGCUUCGGUAAGGAGGUUUCUGGGUAACCUACAAGAGGUUCUUCUCGGCACGAGGCUCUGUCUCCUCUUCCCUGCCGUUCCUCUCGCCGUCCUCGCUCGCCAGUACGGAUUUCCUCGAGCCUGGAUAUUUGCACUGAGCUUGUUGGGACUGACGCCUCUCGCUGAGCGUAUCAGCUUCCUCACAGAGCAAAUUGCUUUUCGUACUGGCCCGACAGUCGGGGGACUGCUGAAUGCGACGUGUGGGAAUGCAACGGAGUUAAUAAUAGCGAUACUGGCUGUGGGCCAAAGCAAAAUCCAACUGGUGAAGUUCUCACUUCUUGGUUCCAUACUCUCCAAUCUCCUCCUGGUACUUGGCACUUCCCUCCUCUGUGGCGGCCUUGCCAACCUCCACAAAGAACAGCAUUUCGACCGGAGAGAAGCUGGCAUGAACUCUCUGUUGUUGUAUCUGUCUCUGUUGUGCCACACGCUACCAAUGUUGCUCAGAUUUUCGGAAGGGUCAGAUGCCAUUGGGAGGCUCAACAAAGACACUCCGCUUCUGUUGUCCAGAGUUAGCAGUUUACUAAUGCUCUUCACCUACUUUGCCUACCUCAUCUUCCAUCUCUGUUCUCACCGCCAAAACUCUGUGUCUCCCGAGGAGGAGGAGGAGGAGGAGGAGGAGGAUGUUUACGAUGAUAAUGUGAGGGACAUGGAAGAAGCGGUGAUUGGGUUCUGGAGUGCUCUUGGGUGGCUCCUUGGUAUGACAUUCAUCGUGGCUUUACUCUCCCAGUAUGUCGUAGGCACGAUCGAGGAUGCAGCCAAUUCUUGGGGGUUAUCUGUGGCUUUCAUUGGAAUCAUACUGUUACCCAUUGUGGGCAAUGCUGCUGAGCAUGCAGGAGCUGUGAUUUUCGCUUUCAGGAACAAACUGGAUAUAACUCUGGGAGUUGCUUUGGGAUCUGCAACACAAAUCGCCUUGUUCGUGGUCCCAGUAUCAGUGGUAAUCGGCUGGGGAAUGGGGAUUGAGAUGGACCUCAAUUUCGAUCUCGUGGAGACGGCUUGUCUCGCUUUGUCCAUUGUAGCCACUUCCCUCACUCUGCAGGAGGGUUCUUCUCAUUACAUGAAAGGAGCUGUCCUUCUCUCGUGUUAUGUUGUCAUCUCAUCCUGCUUCUUCCUGUCACCUUCACCCCCAACUCAAACUAUUACCACCGGUCAGACAUUCACGGUGCCCAUCUUCAGAUACUCACAGUAACAGGGCCGAGGGAUAAAAAAAACACAGGACGGGAACGGGGAGGCUGAUUCAUUAUUUGAUCUUUCAAGGUUCUUUUUUUUGCCCCCCACCUUCAAAUCGCGUUUUCAUGCACUAUGUAUUCAAGUGUUUGUGUGCAUUGGUUUGCCAAUGUCGUACAUUAGAUGUUAUCAUUACAAGAUAGGUGUGCUUAUUACCUUGCAUACCUGUGUGUGUUUCCCUGUCUUUGUUCAUAUCAUUUCCGGGUUACAUGCGGCAUGGAUUCAUACCUUCCAUGUUUGUGAAUAAAAAUUUCCUAUUCCCAUGAAUAAA